Molecule: messenger RNA, 1641 nt
Organism: Nothobranchius furzeri (turquoise killifish)
Lineage: Eukaryota; Metazoa; Chordata; Actinopteri; Cyprinodontiformes; Nothobranchiidae
Gene: hgd
Product: homogentisate 1,2-dioxygenase
Biological process (GO): L-phenylalanine catabolic process
Cellular component (GO): cytoplasm
Molecular function (GO): homogentisate 1,2-dioxygenase activity
Source: RefSeq, a predicted model, not a curated record
CCCUUCUUUGAGUGGACACCCAUCUGUUGCGUCAGAGAGGCAGUCAAGGUCUAAUUAAAAGCACGUUGAGAAAGAACGCAUAGAUCCAGCCCCCUUUACCGCUCUGCGCACGCACCAGCAUGCAGGCAUCCUGAGGUGGAUAUUAGUCCAAAGAAAGCCAGGGAAGAGGUGCGAGUUGAUCUGUUACCACUGAAACACUCAACAGUCGAACAAGAAGGUUUUGAAAAAGCAGCACAAUGGCAGGAAUCGAGUACAUGCGCGGUUUUGGGAACGAGUUCUCCUCUGAAGACCCGCGGUGUCCGGGAUCCUUACCUGAGGGACAGAACAGUCCUCAGGUGUGUCCAUAUGGCCUCUACGCUGAGCAGCUCUCUGGCUCGGCCUUCACCUGCCCACGUCCAGCCAAUAAGAGAAGCUGGUUGUACCGAAUCCUUCCGUCUGUUAAGCACAAACCCUUUACCCUUGUGCCAUGUGGGGAUCUGACGGAGAACUGGGAUGAAGUGGAGCCUGACCCGAACCAGAUGCGAUGGCUGCCUUUCACCGUCCCCAAAUCUACAGACAAGAAAGUGGACUUUGUGGCUGGUCUUCAUACCAUUUGUGGUGCAGGAAACAGCAAAUCCCGUAAUGGCAUUGCUGUCCACAUGUACACCUGCAACACCUCCAUGGCUGACAGGUGCUUCAACAACUCAGAUGGAGACUUUCUGAUCGUCCCACAGCAGGGCGAGAUCUUGGUCACCACUGAGUUUGGGAAGAUGAUGGUCGAACCGAACGAAAUCUGUGUCAUCCAGCAAGGGAUGCGCUUCAGUGUGGAUGUGUUUGGAGAAACCAGAGGCUACAUCUUAGAAGUGUAUGGAGCCCAUUUUGAGCUCCCUGACCUGGGGCCUAUAGGAGCCAAUGGUCUGGCCAACCCAAGAGACUUCCUGUAUCCAGUUGCGUGGUACGAGGAUCGCAAAGUGCCCACUGGUUACACGGUCAUCAACAAAUACCAGGGAAAGCUGUUUGCUUGCCAACAGGAUUUCUCUCCAUUCAAUGUGGUCGCCUGGCACGGCAACUACGCGCCCUACAAAUACAACCUGAAGAACUUCAUGGUCAUCAACUGCGUGGCCUUUGAUCACGCGGAUCCAUCCAUCUUUACUGUGCUGACCGCCAAAUCCACAAAACCAGGUGUGGCCGUUGCUGACUUUGUCAUCUUCCCACCUCGAUGGGGCGUAGCCGACCACACCUUCCGUCCACCCUACUAUCACCGCAACUGCAUGAGUGAAUUCAUGGGUCUGAUUGAAGGUCACUACGAAGCCAAAGAGGAGGGAUUCCUUCCAGGAGGGGCCAGCCUGCACAGCAUAAUGACCCCCCAUGGUCCUGACGCAGACUGCUUUGAGAAGAACUGCACAGCCGAGCUCCAACCUGAGCGGGUGGCUGAGGAAACCAUGGCCUUCAUGUUUGAGUCGUCCUUCAGUAUGGCCGUGACUAAAUGGGGUCUGCAAACAUGUCAGAAACUGGACAAGACCUACCACCAGUGCUGGGAACCACUGCGCAGCCACUUCAAUCCCAACUGGAAGCCCAGCAAGAAGUAAAAGACAACAACUGUUUACCAAAGCAGAUGUGUAAAAAAAAAUAAAUAACAUUUCUGGACCUAACAAACAUCAA